AUGGACGCGUUCAUCAAAACGCAACUUCGUCCCGUAGACGAGUGUAUUGUCUGUACUGAACCGUUCAGCGAUACUCAUAAGCCUGUUGCCCUGGACUGCAAGCAUAUUUUCGGUCACAUAUGCAUCUCAAAAUGGAUCUUGGACGGAAGAGGCAACAAUGCAAGUUGUCCAGUCUGCAGGCACAUUCUUGUUGCAAGGAAAAGCCCGCAGCCAGCUUUCGAUGCACCUUCGAUAUGGAAGCAGCUUUGCGAACUACCUUUGGAACGUCUGCAUGCUUUCGUAGAGGAGCUAUGGGUCGGCAUACGUGAUCUUUGGAAACGCAAACCCAACGGCAAUUUCACCAUCAGCGAACUUCUGGAAAAAGCCAUAUUUCCGGCUCUCAUCGAAACUGGAGCACAAGCUUGGAGUGGAACGCACGAUGCUCUCACCGAUGCCUACAAUCUCGUUGCAGCAUCGUGGGACUCCCUGGGUCGACCAAACAGAUCGAUGGGUCUUGCGAUCCCACUCGUUCGUCUUGCGCGUUUGGUGUCCAGCGCAGCAACCACACUGCCGCUUUACCUCACAGACUUGUCGCGAACAACUAUGCUGAUCUGGAAGGCAAACGCGUGUCUUGGUCUCUGGGAAGAAAACAUCAGCUGGGACUUGAUAAUGGAUGCUUCGAGGCUGGAGUCAGAGCGACAUUUGCCUUUGUUGCAUCUAUACACAGUGCUCAUAUCGCAGAGCAUCGCACAUAAGUCUGGUCCACAACAGCCACUACCUAAACGUCGACAUGAUAUCAUGAACCUUGUUGUCGAAAAAUGCUGUACCAAAAUUGGGCAAGCAAAUUUCACCAGCAAGCCAUCUAACGAAUUCAAGAACACUCUGGUCAUUGUUUUCCAGGAGCUUUGGAGAUAUCAGCACGAACAAGCGCGACUGAGCUUAAGAGGCCAUGCAGGGGAAGAGCCCAUUGUGAAAGGGAUAUGGGGCAUUGCCAAUUGGCCUGUAAGGAGGGACAGCAUCUGA
Messenger RNA from Ascochyta rabiei, 1002 nucleotides. RefSeq lists its product as uncharacterized. Gene Ontology annotation, biological process: interstrand cross-link repair; protein ubiquitination. Bases 1 to 1002 code for a protein of 333 amino acids. Gene Ontology annotation, cellular component: nucleus. The transcript has a single exon. Gene Ontology annotation, molecular function: ubiquitin protein ligase activity. The record is from RefSeq and is a predicted model, not a curated record. Lineage: Eukaryota; Fungi; Ascomycota; Dothideomycetes; Pleosporales; Didymellaceae.